This is a messenger RNA of Eubalaena glacialis (North Atlantic right whale), 223 nucleotides long. RefSeq names its product G protein subunit gamma 13 (gene GNG13). Gene Ontology annotation, molecular function: G-protein beta-subunit binding. Lineage: Eukaryota; Metazoa; Chordata; Mammalia; Artiodactyla; Balaenidae. The record is from RefSeq and is a predicted model, not a curated record. Gene Ontology annotation, cellular component: heterotrimeric G-protein complex. Gene Ontology annotation, biological process: phospholipase C-activating G protein-coupled receptor signaling pathway; sensory perception of taste. Bases 1 to 204 code for a protein of 67 amino acids. The transcript has 2 exons.
AUGGAGGAGUGGGACGUGCCCCAGAUGAAGAAAGAGGUCGAGAGCCUCAAGUACCAGCUGGCCUUCAAGAGGGAGAUGUCAUCCAAGACUAUCCCUGAGCUCCUCAAGUGGAUCGAGGACGGGAUCCCCAAGGACCCCUUCCUGAACCCCGACCUGAUGAAGAACAACCCGUGGGUGGAGAAGGGCAAGUGUGCCAUCCUGUGAGGCCCCCACACCCCCGACU